This is a messenger RNA of Aspergillus clavatus NRRL 1, 819 nucleotides long. RefSeq lists its product as uncharacterized. The record is from RefSeq and is a predicted model, not a curated record. Lineage: Eukaryota; Fungi; Ascomycota; Eurotiomycetes; Eurotiales; Aspergillaceae. The coding region runs from base 1 to 819 and encodes 272 amino acids. The transcript has 2 exons.
AUGGCACGGAUCAGGCAGUUCACACCAAAGGAGUUCCUCGAUCAUGCAGGCAGGCCGUAUACCGUGAUUGGCGGGACACCUUCCUCCUGCUCCAAUCCAUCCACCGUCAUAGAACUGGGAAUUCAUAUCUACACGCUGUCCAACUUGACAGAAGCUGCACAAACAGUCAGUACCGCAUUUCUCACAGGGUUUGCAAUGUCUCAGUGCGGCAAUUUGUCUAAUUACUGGCCCCGUGUGGAUGUAUAUUCCAAGCUAGGCAGUAUCGACGAAUGUAUUGAGCACCACCGGGCUGAGAAGGUCUACAGGAAAAAAGCCUUGAAGGAGAUGCACCAAGAGAUAGCUGCCGUGACUAAGAGUGAGGACGAUGCUGAAGAAGCCGUUAGGGCUCUACGAGGUAAGCAGCCGCUGCCACAUAUUGUGCCGAGUUGGGCGUGUACAGAGCGGUUCUGGAAUGAAGUAUCCAUGGGCUCUUGGUGGCGAUAUCGGGGCUUCAUACUCGUUAUACCUGAGGAGUGUCAGUCCUGGAACGAUGUUUUGGAGAAGGGAUUAUGGAUGUGCAUUAACGCGGUCCACAAUCGUGCCAUCCUCGCCGUGGGAGAAGGGGAGCUGGCGGAGGUAGAUCCGUUGGCCAUUGUCAUCGAAGAGCAAAUCUCUUACCUUGCAAUCGAAACUGCUCUAGAUGGGGUUUUGCAACAUCUGGGCGACAGUCCGUGGGCUUAUGUCUUUAAGGUCAUUCGGGACGGCUUCAACAAAGACAAUCCGCGCAGACCAUUCUGUCUUUGGAAAGGUGUAGAUGGUGAAUUUAAUGACAAGCUUUGA